Pimephales promelas (fathead minnow) is the source of this 1774-nucleotide messenger RNA. Its product is annotated as uracil nucleotide/cysteinyl leukotriene receptor. The record is from RefSeq and is a predicted model, not a curated record. NCBI's taxonomy places the organism in Eukaryota, Metazoa, Chordata, Actinopteri, Cypriniformes, Leuciscidae. Gene Ontology annotation, cellular component: membrane. Gene Ontology annotation, molecular function: G protein-coupled receptor activity; oxysterol binding. Gene Ontology annotation, biological process: G protein-coupled receptor signaling pathway.
UAUAUAUGACCAAGUUUCUUACAAUUAGUAAACCAUACUGGACUGAUACACGUUUUUCUUCAACUUUACAGUAGCCUAUAUAUGAACUAUGCCAUGUUUGUCUUAUGAAGUGUAACUUAUGAAGUUGUAAUGAUCACAUACAGCAGGUAAAGUGACCAGUAGAGGGUGAUGUGUGUUAAUGGGGAUUUUCUGAUUCUAAGUUAAAGGAGUUCACAGACGUCUGCAUGUAAUUUGUGUGUAAUACCUCCUACAUGAAGUCCAUAUAUGACUAAAUGAGGAAACAGAUAUGAGCACAGUCAUUCAGCUGUGUUGGUCAAUAUCCAAACAACAAGGUGUUAUCAUUAUGUGCUGGCUGCUUGGGAAGUCUCUAAACCUUCUUCAGAUCAGUCACAAAGUAUAGACCUGCAAUAUGUCGAAUCACUCGGUGGCGGGGAUUUACCUCAGCACUCAUGAGGAGAACAUCCUGUUCGCAACCUUCUACAUUAUCAUCUUCAUCAUCUCAGUCCCCAGCAAUGCCUUGGCACUUUGGGUUUUCUGCCACAACAACACCAACAACACCCCCUCCAAAGAGUUCCUGAAGCACCUGGCUAUUGCGGACAUGUCUUACGUCCUGGUGCUCCCCAUGCGAGUGAUCUACCACAUGUCAGACAGUCACUGGCCUCUUGGUGAAGGGUCCUGUCGCGUGGUAGGUUUCCUGUUCUUCGUCAACCUCUACUGCAGCAUGUACUUUAUGACCUGCAUCAGUGUAGACCGUCUGUUGGCUUGUGUCUUACCAUGCAAAACUCAGAACCUGAGAAACACCAAGAACGCCAAAGUGGUCUGUGCGGUCUUGUGGGUCAUGGUGACCAUUUCCAUGGUGCCUAUCCUGUUCUCCAAAAAAGAAGUGACUAGACAAUGGCAGAAUGUUACAGUGUGCGAACAGCUGUACAUAGAGAAGUCCACUAAUCCAACCGCUGCGGUGGUGUCCACUGCCAUUGCAUUCAUGAUACCUCUGCUCACCCUGAGUGUCUCUUACAUUCUCAUAUUUUGCAAAGUCAAACAAAUGACUUUUCAAGAAAGGACGCCAACUCAGCGUAAGGCAAUGAGAAUGAUCGUGCUUACAGUGGUUAACUUCUUGAUAGCAUUUGUGCCCUAUCAUAUCCACCGAUUUUUCUUUAUCAUACAGCAUGAGGACAUGUCAAGGUCGGAAUCCGAAAGACAAAUGAUGCAUUUGGGAAAUCGAAUCACCUCAGCUUUAACAUGCAUAAGUGGCGUGUUGGAUCCUGUCAUGUACUUCUUUCUGGCUAGAAAUUACCAAAAAACCCUUCUGAGGCUCUGUGGAAGAAACCUCAACGAUGAGCAAUCCACCGCAUGAUCAGGCGAGAAAUCUUCUACGCUGUUAACUACCAGGCACAAUGAAAAUCAGUAUCUGUUAAACACGUGUUUAAAGUGAAAUUAGAAGUAGAAAAAGUAUGGCUGAUAAUGAUGGAGGUUCAUUCAGAAACCUAUUGAAUCCAUGCAAUUUGAUUCCUCAAAUGUUGGAACUCCCAUUUCCAGAUUUCAAGAUGACAAAAUCUCAUAUGAAAUCUGGAAAUGGGAGUUCCACAUUUGAUGUACAUCUUGUAAUACACAUGACAAUGACAAGGUUAUCUUUAUGUUUAUUUAACUUAUUUCAGCAUUUUCAUUUAUCAAUAUUUAAUAUAUAAUAUAUAAUUUUUGUAUAUGCCACUUUUAGAUGUUCAAGAUCUGAAUAAAAUAUUCUUUCAAAAUCUUACAUACAUUUCAAUGUCCUCAC